Theileria equi strain WA is the source of this 798-nucleotide messenger RNA. RefSeq lists its product as hypothetical. The record is from RefSeq and is a predicted model, not a curated record. Gene Ontology annotation, molecular function: nucleic acid binding; DNA-directed RNA polymerase activity; zinc ion binding. Gene Ontology annotation, cellular component: RNA polymerase I complex. Gene Ontology annotation, biological process: DNA-templated transcription; termination of RNA polymerase I transcription. The transcript has a single exon. Lineage: Eukaryota; Apicomplexa; Aconoidasida; Piroplasmida; Theileriidae. The coding region runs from base 1 to 798 and encodes 265 amino acids.
AUGAAUGUAGACUCCAUGGACGUUCUUUACAGUCUGGCCGAGGAAGGUCACGAGAUAUACGUGAAUACCUUGGAUCCGAUGCUCUCCGAGUAUAUUGCCAAGAUCAACGUGAAUGAAGCCGUGGAUAUGGUAAGGUAUUUGUACGCUGAGAAUGGACUAGACGAUAAGGGAAGGCUUUUCACAGACUCCAAGUAUAAAAUAUGCAACGCUGAGGCGUUUCUAAAUGAUGGUCGUGGUAGCGGCCAUGCUGACAAUAAUGCAGAUGAAGAAGAAAUGGAUGCUGGAGAACGCGAUACAAAUAUGGACCCAGUAUCAUACGACUAUCUGGUAGCUGUAGGAUGCAGAUUCUGUGACUCUUCCAUAGAUUUCAAGAGCGCCUACAUGUUCUUUGACUAUGAAGGACCAAAUAACGGAUUCGUACAACCAAACGAGUUUCUGAGAUGCCAAACCUGCAACAGCAUCAUUGCACCCAUUUUUAAAAAGGGAGAUUCUGACUCUCUAGUGGAUUCCCUAAGGGCUGAUGAGGCGGAUGCUCAGUCGGUCUACCUCUACGGAACUAGAUCCGGGUAUGUCUUUGAAGAAUCCGGCAAGAGGUGGUGGAAGAGUCACAUGAACAGCGCACUACUUGAUGCCAAGAGUGCCAAAAAGAGCGGAAAACAAACUGUAAAGCAAAUUUGCGAAAAGUGUGGACAUGAUACACACACCUUCUCAACGUUCCAAGCCAGAUCAGCCGAUGAAGGCAUGUCGGUAAUGUACGAAUGCACCAAGUGCGGAAAUAGACUUGUAAUCGCAACAUAG